GUUUGUGUAACGCGUUAGGGAAGGCGUCCGGUGCCCUUUAGUGCAAUGACAAGACUGCGUCCAUGGCGGGACGACUGAAGAAACAGUUGAAAGAAGCCAUAAAGAUCAUCAGCUCAGGCAGCCUUCUGUUUGCUUCCUACCUCACUGUGGUUGGGGAUGAGCGUUUCUAUGCCAACCGGCUGAUGCCCCUGCUGCAGAGGAUUGUGGGGGCGGAGACGGCACACGUGUUGGCAGUGAAGAUGAUCGGUCUGGGUCUGGUUCCUCUGAACCGGUACCAGGACCCCGCGUCCUUGGAAGUGAAUGUCCUCGGGUUAAAGUUCAAGAACCCUGUUGGGAUUGCGGCAGGCUUCGACAAGCACGGGGAGGCGGUGGACGGCUUGUACAAACUGGGCUUCGGCUUCGUUGAGGUGGGAACAAUCACUCCCAAACCUCAAGAGGGGAACCCCAAACCUCGCGUGUUUCGACUCACGGCGGAUCAUGCCAUCAUUAACAGAUAUGGAUUCAACAGCUGUGGUUUGGAAGAAGUGCAGAAGAGGCUGAAGGCCAGAGAAGAAACUCAGCAAGAGCAACGGAAAGCUGGCCUUCCCCUGGGCAUCAACCUGGGGAAGAACAAGCUGUCCCAGGACGCAGGGCCAGAUUACCUGGAGGGGGUGAGAGUGCUGGGCCCCCUGGCUGACUAUCUGGUGGUCAACGUCAGCAGUCCCAACACUCCGGGUCUUCGGGAUCUCCAAGGGAAGGCUGAGCUCCGCCAGCUCCUGCAUACAGUGCUGAAGGAGCGCGAUGCCCUGCAGGAAAAACACAAACCUCCGGUCCUGGUGAAGAUCGCUCCGGACCUCUCUACCCAGGACAAGCAAGACAUCGCAGACGUUGUCAACGAGCUGGGAGUGGAUGGUUUAAUGGUGUCUAACACCACUGUGUCCCGGCCAGAGAGGCUUCAGGACCCUCAGAAGUGUGAGGGCGGUGGGCUGAGUGGAGAGCCUCUCAAAGACCUGUCGACCAGCACUGUCAGGGAGAUGUACGGCCUCACUGCAGGUAGAGUUCCAAUCAUUGGCAUUGGAGGUGUGGCCAGCGGACAGGAUGCGAUGGAUAAGAUCCGUGCCGGUGCUUCGUUGGUCCAGCUCUACACGGCUCUGACCUAUCAGGGUCCGCCUGUAGUGACGAAGAUAAAGCGAGAACUGGAACAGCUGCUGAGAGAACAAGGCUUCAGCAGUGUGUCUGACGCCGUCGGCGCCGAUCACAGGGGAGCAGACGGCUCAACUGGUGAGAAGAUGUGAGAGAUGGUGAACGUUCACACAGACGCUGGCGGCCGAGCUGCAUCUGUAGCGCCGUCUCCUCCAACAAGACAACGUGAGCGUCGGCGUUUCCCAAACUCUGGUGGAUGCAGAGUGUUUGUGACGGUCCGUCUUGAUUUCCAAAGUGGAGGCUACGUGAUGGUCUGAAGCGCCACUUAAACUCAUCGUCACAAGCUUUCACCUUUGUGUGAAAGUUCAAAGCGAAUAAUGAAAACUGUUUAAAUGCUGCAUGUACAGAAGCUGAGCUCUGUACCUUGAAUCCAGGUGUUUGUCUUUGUAACAGCAGUUCGUGUUUCUUGAGUUCUUUCAGCACUUUGUCCGGCUGAAUGCUGAAACCUGUCGUCAUCUGUUGUAGGAAUUAGUCUAGAAGAAUAGAAACGGGUCAGAACCUGACAUUGUGUUAUGUUUGUGCCUCUAAACCCAGCAGUACUGUGUGAUGGGGUCGUCUUGAGGAUGGAGCUGCUCACAUGUCAUUGCACUGAUACCUCAGAAACACUCAAUAAACCUCUUACUUCUAAUUCUC
This is a messenger RNA of Stegastes partitus (bicolor damselfish), 1815 nucleotides long. It is a transcript of the gene dhodh, whose product is annotated as dihydroorotate dehydrogenase. The record is from RefSeq and is a predicted model, not a curated record. The transcript is spliced from 9 exons. Lineage: Eukaryota; Metazoa; Chordata; Actinopteri; Pomacentridae. Gene Ontology annotation, biological process: 'de novo' pyrimidine nucleobase biosynthetic process; UMP biosynthetic process. Gene Ontology annotation, molecular function: dihydroorotate dehydrogenase activity. Gene Ontology annotation, cellular component: cytoplasm; mitochondrial inner membrane. The coding region runs from base 63 to 1274 and encodes 403 amino acids.